CAGAGCAGCCUCAGUGUACUCAGGAGUGUUCACACAGAUCUUUAAAGAGGAGAGAGGACUGUACCAGGACAGGGUGUUCUGCUUUGUCCAUCUGAGUGUUCAGGAGUUUCUGGCUGCUCUUCAUGUUCAUCUGACCUUCUUCUGCUCUGAACUCAAUCUUCUGGAAAAACAAACACCCUCCAAAAAGUAUGAAUCAAGAGAAUCUGCAGAGACACGUUUAUAUCAGAGUGCUGUGGACAGCGCUUUACAGAGUCCAAAUGGACAUCUGGACUUGUUCCUCCGCUUCCUCCUGGGUCUUUCAUGGGAAACCAACCAAGCUCUGCUACAAGGACUGCUGACGAAGACAAGAAGUAGCUCAGUGACAAUUCAGAAAACAGUGGAGUACAUCAAGAAUAAUAUCAGUGACAAUUUGUCUGCAGAGAAAAGCAUCAACCUGUUCCACUGUUUGAACGAACUGAAUGAUCAUUCUCUAGUGGAGGAGAUCCAACAGUCCCUGAAUUCAGGAAGUCUCUCUAGGGAUGAACUGUCUCCAGCUCAGUGGUCAGCUCUGGUCUUCAUCUUACUUUCAUCAGAAAAAGAUUUGAAUGUGUUUGAUCUGAAGAAGUACUCCCCCUCUGAGGAGGGUCUUCUCAGGCUACUUCCAGUGGUCAAGUCCUCCAAGAAAGCUUUAAUGAGUGGCUGUAACCUCUCAGAGAAAAGCUGUGAAGGUUUGUCCUCAAUUCUCAGCUCCCAGUCCUCACAUCUGAGAGAGUUGGACCUGAGUAACAAUGACCUGAAUGUUUGGGGAGUGAAAAAGCUUUCUGCUGGGCUGGAGAGUCCACAUUGUAAACUGGAAACUCUCAGUCUGUCAGGCUGUCUGAUCACAGAGGAAGGUUGUGCUUCUCUGGCCUUAGCUAUUCAUUCCAACCCAUCAUCCCAUCUGCGACAGCUCGACCUGAGCUACAAUCAUACAGGAGACGGGGGGAAGCUGCUGCUAUGCGGACUUGAGGAUCCACUCAGGAGGCUGGAGACUCUCAGCUUGGAACCGGUUGGUGUCGAGUGGUUGAUACCAGGUCUGAGGAAGUAUUCCUGUCAACUCACAAUCGACACAAACACAGUAAACAGAAAACUCCAACUAUCUGACAACAACAGGAAGGUAACCCAUCUGAAAGAGGAUCAGUCGUAUCCUGAUCAUCCAGACAGAUUUGACCGUCCUCAGCUGUUGUGUAACAAUGGUCUGACUGGUCGUUGUUACUGGGAGGUCGAGUGGAGAGGAAGGGUUGAUAUUGCCGUGAGUUAUAAAGGAAUCAGAAGGAAAGGAGACAAAAACCACUCAUGGCUUGGAAGGAAUGAUCAGUCCUGGUGCCUGAGCUGCUUUCAUGAUGGUUACUCUUUGUGCCACAACAACAGUGUAACAUUCAGUCGUCUCCCCUCCUCAUCCUCUGUCUCUAACAGAGUAGCAGUGUAUUUGGAUGCUGCUGCUGGCACUCUGUCCUUCUACAGAGUCUCUUCUGACAGCCUCAAUCACAUUCACACCUUCAACACCACAUUCACUGAACCUCUUUAUCCUGGGUUUGGGCUUCAGAAUGACACCUCACUGAUUAUAUGUGACUUAAAAGAACACAGAGAAAAACUCAGAACUCUGAAAUCAUCUAAAACAAACAUUAGCAAUAAGCUGCCUUAGUAUUUUUUUUUUUUUUUCAAAAGAAAACAACAGGCAAAGCUUUGUUACUUUAAAAUCCUCCUGAUAUGGCUGCUGCUUUAUCUUUAGUUGUGGGACCAAACAGAAAUGGAAGUGUGUGAGGACUGUCCUGGUAUCAAUCUGUCCUUCUAGAGACUCUCGCCUGAUUUCCUCAUCCACAUUCAGGCCAUGAGUAUCACAAUAGCCGAGCCUCAUUAGUUUGGUUUUAGGUUUCAGAAUGACACCUCAGUGUAUUUAAAAGAGUUUAAGAUGUUUUUAAUUAUGAUGGUUCAACUGUGAGUGCCAGCAUUAUCCAAUGAACAGUACUGGCUUUUUGUUAUGUGCCUGCUGUGUAUUAUGGAGGAGCUGUUAAGAAGACAACCAACUCUUUUAUUGUUUACCAAUAAUUUUAGAGCUGUUUUAUAAUGAAAGUCAGUUGUUGGUGUUUUUGAAAAAUACAUAAAUACGUAUGUUCAUACAUAAAUUGUCAAAACGUGAGCUUUGAGAAUUUAUGCAGAAACCCAGCAGAUGAAGCUCUGAAACAAUCGAGCUGCACUAGUUCUCCCAAAUAAAUUAUCCUAGAAAUGUUAGAAUAAGUGUGCAGUCUAGUAAACUCUGCCUUUCAAUGGCUGAAUCAUGGGUAACUGUGGUGUAACACCACAAAAAGGCUCAUUUAUGUCUUAAAGACUUUUAUAGUAUGUUGGAAUAAUUCAUGUUAAUCUCUGCAUCAGAACUUCAAGUGCAAUACUUUUACUUGAAAAGAAAUAACUUGAUGUUAUUUAAGAUUAUGUAGGGUUUUUUGUUAUGGAUGAUGUUAUAUAGUUUCAUGUUUAUUUUAUUUAUUGAGUUUAUUGUUUGAGCUAGAUUAAUUCCACACUCUGCAACAAGCCUAUGUGCCAUGCUGUCUAACUACCACCGGAGGGUAGUGUUGGCCUCCAUGGGAGUGGGGUGGGCUAGGAGAGAUUCAGCUUUGUAUUUAUUGUAUUUAAAAAAAAAAUUUAUGUCCUCUUAAAUCCUAAACGACUUUUAUAUUACAAUGAUCAGAUC
Molecule: messenger RNA, 2707 nt
Organism: Oreochromis aureus
Lineage: Eukaryota; Metazoa; Chordata; Actinopteri; Cichliformes; Cichlidae
Product: ribonuclease inhibitor-like
Exons: 5
Coding region: 671-1663 (330 amino acids)
Molecular function (GO): protein binding
Source: RefSeq, a predicted model, not a curated record